This is a messenger RNA of Arctia plantaginis, 1002 nucleotides long. The record is from the annotation of a GenBank genome assembly. Lineage: Eukaryota; Metazoa; Arthropoda; Insecta; Lepidoptera; Erebidae.
AUGGCAACCAACGCCUCCGAUGCCACCUCAGCAUUUCCUGCAGAUAAAACCGAAGAAAAAUCGAUUUCCUCCAGCUGUUGGCUAAUGGCUGCAGGGUCAAAACGUAACACAAGAAAAACAACAGAAUUCUAUAGUUGUGUGCGACUCUUCCACUUUGCUGUUUUGUACAAAAUGAGUUUUGGUAUGAAUAAACCCGAAUUAUACAAUGCCUCAAACGAGUUGCAGAGGAAAGCUGUUCUCAUGUGUCUAAAAGAAUACUCCCACAAAAUCAAAUGGAACAAAAUUGAAGACACAGGCAUCGACCUAGGAUGCGGGGACGGAAGCGUCUCUGUUUUGGUCAAGAACUUUGCGCCCUACAGUUACAAGAUGUUCGUAGCAUGUGAUAUCAACGAGGAAAUGAUUAAUUUUGCUAGUAAGCGUUAUGUAGAUGAAAACAUCUCGUUUAGAGUAUUGGAUAUAGGAGGAGAGAUACCUGAAAAUAUGAAGGGAGCAUUCAAUCAUGUGUUUUCCUUUUACGCACUACACUGGGUUAAGGAUCAAGAAAAAGGGUUCAGGAACAUUCACAAACUCAUGUCAGACGGAGGCGACUGUUUUUUGGCAUUCUUAGCAAGUACCUCGAUAUACAGUAUCUACGCGAUCCUGGCACACGACCCAAAAUGGAAGUCUUGGCUCAAAAAUGUUGAUGGAUUCAUAUCCCCGUACCACGAGAUGAAAAAUCCAGAGAAGAAAGUAGCAGAAAUAUUGGAAAAAUGUGGUUUCAAAAAUAUUGAUGUGACAUGCAAAAAACUGACAAAUAAAUUUGAUACGGUCGAGGCACUGAAAAAUACGGUAAGAUCCGUGGAACCGUUUAAUAUGCCGAAAGAAGUAUUUGACGAUUUUAUACAAGAUUAUAUAGCCGUGGGUCAAGAAACCGGGAUCUUAAAUUUUAAUACCAAUGAGAAAUCAGAAACAAUAUCAGUCACAUACGACUAUACUCUUCUAGUGAUCUGUGCAAACAAGUGA